Messenger RNA from Oreochromis niloticus (Nile tilapia), 1332 nucleotides. RefSeq lists its product as uncharacterized. Bases 1 to 1332 code for a protein of 443 amino acids. The record is from RefSeq and is a predicted model, not a curated record. NCBI's taxonomy places the organism in Eukaryota, Metazoa, Chordata, Actinopteri, Cichliformes, Cichlidae. The transcript is spliced from 6 exons. Gene Ontology annotation, biological process: response to bacterium.
AUGGGUGCCGGAUUGGUCUGGACCCCACCCACUCGCCCGCUGCCGGGGAACGCUGGUGAGGGUGGCGGUAGUGGCAGCCAGGACCGGAUCAGAGCUGCCAGAAUCACAAUCCUUUGCGUGCCAUGCUUGAUCCAGUCCCGGAGUUCUUUCUGCUGGUGGCGUGACACCACCGCCUGCUCCCGCUAUGUGGCCGCCAGCUCAGCCACCAUUUGGGCCAGCUCCUUGCGUGGCUGGCCUGGUCGCAGUUCCGCCAUGCCCCUUCCUUGGUUUCGACACCACUGUGGCAGGCAAUUCUGUAUGUUUUCUUUCAAUUUAGAUACACUUAUCCCGAUAACUUCAGUUCAACUUGGUGAAACUGUAACCUUCACAUGUGAUCUGCGUAAGAAUUCACAGUUCAGCUGUAGAGAAGUCGACUGGUACAAGCAGAGUACCGGGGACACUCUAAAAUUAAUAUGGACACUGAAGGAAUCUGCUCAACCUGAGUUUUCUGCUGAGUUUAAUCAAUCAAGAUGGAAGGUUUAUUACAAUGAAAAUUUCACCAACCUGACCAUUUUGAGGGCAAACCAAGAGGACGAGGGAAUCUACCACUGUGGAAUCACCGAGUGGUUCAAGAAUACUGAAUGGAGUGGCUCAUAUUUGUUAGUCAAAGGACGCACUCAAAGGACAUCAGACUAUACUGUUGUUCAGUCACCGCUGAUAACAGUCCAGGAACCAGGAAACUCGGUGACUUUUCAGUGCUCAGUCUUCUCUGACCCUGACAAAAAGACAUGUCCCGGAGAUCUCACUGUGCUCUGGUUCAGAGCUGGAUCACAUAAAAGUUAUCCAAAAUUAAUCUACACUGACAGAAACAAAAGUAAAGAAUGUGAUAAAAGAUCUGACCCCCAGAAGAGCUGCAAUUAUACUUUUUCUAAAAUCAUCAGCUCAUCUGAUGAAGGGACUUACUACUGUGCUGUGGCCACAUGUUGGGAAUUAUUCUUUGGGAAUGGAACUAAACUUCAAAUAGAGCAAAAGGCAGGUUCUGAAUUUACUGUGCUGGUUAUAGCAAUAAUCUGCUUGUUUAUUUCUGUGAUUCUCACUAUUGUUUGUUGCCGAACUCAAAGAGGAACAUGUGAACAAUGUAAAGAUGCAGUUGCUUUGCAAGCAAAUGUAACAGCAAAAGGAGAUCAGAAAAUUCCACAGGAAGGAGUUAAACAGUCCGAUGGUGUGUGGGACAAAGGAGUUUUUAAGUCUGUUGGUUCUAGACCUAGGGAGAAGCAACCUGUCGCUGAGCAGACUCCUCUGGUUAUUUAUGACCAUAUGCAGAGGAUGCCCAACAUUGUCCAUAAUGUCUAG